Messenger RNA from Magallana angulata, 1213 nucleotides. RefSeq lists its product as uncharacterized. The record is from RefSeq and is a predicted model, not a curated record. The transcript is spliced from 4 exons. Lineage: Eukaryota; Metazoa; Mollusca; Bivalvia; Ostreida; Ostreidae. Bases 248 to 1111 code for a protein of 287 amino acids.
UGUGACCAAACACAUUAUGCGCUGUUGAUUGAUCGAACAAAAUGGCGUCUCAACAGAACGGGCAGAAUAAAACACUAACUUGACGUUAUUAGAGACUUUCACACGAGUAGCAUUCGAGACAUUAACACUCUACGGAUCACCAAACACACUGAACUGUAGAACUGAAACGAGGGUUUGAAAACUCGCCGUAAUUACCGAAACAAGUACUAUAUAAGUGGAGUGGAGGAAAGGAGAACGUAAAGACAACAUGGGGAUGCCAUUUAUUGCCCUGGAGAUGUUGCAGUCGGUAGUUCUCUUUGGGACACUGGCUGCCGGCUUUUUGGUGUUGCUAUUUUUGAUGCUGGAUAACUGCAAACAUACCGUGAUAACUGUAGUCAUAGUAACGACUGGCCUGGUGCACGAGUUGUACUGUGCAUCUGUGUUGGGGUAUUUCAAGCGUUUAAUGCAGAUAGAAAGUCUCAGACCAAAGGACGAUGGCUGUCGAGAUUUCUUUGUCCCAACGCUGAUUUCUAACGUCAUAUUUGUUACCAUCAUAACUACACAUGUUGUUCUUGCUGGAUCCUUCAUUAGGAAUAAAAGUACAGCAUACAAUUUGAUUGUUGUGCACGCAUUGCUUUCUGUUUCCUUGAUCAUUUGGCAAAACCCAGAAAAGUCUUUACACCAAACGGCCUCGAUGAAUUUAACAUCAGAUGUGCAGGUGUACUUCACUGUAUGCAGGAACAAUGUGGUCAAGAAUGCUUCACAUAUUUUGAUGGAAUACAUAUUGUACUAUCUUCCUCUUGUGUGCUUUUAUGUGUGGACAGCCAGGCAGUUAUCUACAGCUGAUACAGGUGUCUCCUUUUGGAACAUUGCCAUUCUGAAAUCCUGUGCCCACGAAAAUGCCACAUGCAGCCGUUGUUACAAAAUGAACUAUGCCUUCCAGAUCGUGCUGUUUUACAUCGGAGUGGGCGUGGUGAUAGCUCGGCCAUUACAACUGUUCUAUGGAGUCAUCCACAAUGAACCGGCAAUUGAUGUCAUUCCAAGCCUCAGUAACACUGUCGUGUAUUCCUUUUUAUCCCUGGAAUAUUUGACAGACUGUGCACAUCUGAAACAUAUUAACAUGCCACACUAAGUGGACUUUUGAGUUUUCAUUUGUAUAACAUAAAGUAUACAUCAAACUGUAGUAUACACAUGAAUAACAUAUUUUAUAUAAAACGUAUUUCAAUAUAGAAUU